Oryza sativa Japonica Group (Japanese rice) is the source of this 1584-nucleotide messenger RNA. NCBI's taxonomy places the organism in Eukaryota, Viridiplantae, Streptophyta, Magnoliopsida, Poales, Poaceae. The record is from RefSeq and is a predicted model, not a curated record.
GUCCUUUGCCUGCAGGUGAUUCCCUAAUAAAAAUUGUACUAUUUUUGUUCCUUGGGCGAAUAUAGUUUGGUGAACUAGAUGUGCUGCUAAUAUUUGUUGCAGCGGCAUGUCAUAUGGCCUUAGUUGCGUGCAGCAGUAGGCGGAAGGUUAACGCCGGCGAUCCAUCCUCGUCGUGGGCGUCUCUGCACGAGGACUUGGUGAGCCUAAUCGGAUAGCGAGUGGCAGCCGGCGACUUCCGCGACUACAUCCACUUCCGGGCCGUGUGUCCCCAGUGGCGCUCCGCCACCACCUGCCCGCGCCGCCGCGGCAUCCUCGACCCGCGCUUCCACCCGCGCGGGUGGAUGCUGCUGCCCGAGGGCCGCGGCCUCCACCCGGGCCACGGCAAGCUCCGCGGCCACGUCCGCUCCUUCCACCUGUCGACCGGCGCCAUCGUCCGCGUCAGGCUGCCCCAUUUCAGGGACCACUGCAUCCUCUACUCCGCCGACGGCGUCCUCCUGCUGCAGAGGGACCACGACACCGCCAUCCGCCUCCUCCACCCCUUCACCGGCGACACCGCGGAGCUCCCGCCGCUGGAGACCCUCCUGCCGCGGGUGCGCUGCCGCUCCGAGGUGUCUCGGUGGUGCUCCCUUCGAAACAUCUGUGGCGCCUGCAUCAGCGUGGGUGUAGGAGAUGGACUCGUCAGGGUAAUGAUGCGGCCGAUCGGCGUGUGGAACAUAUGUUUUGCUACCUCCGGUGAUCAGCAAUGGAGGGUGGCUACAACCUGGGAUCGCAUCAACCACCGUUCUUCUACAUUGCCAUUCCAUGGGAAGCUUUAUGUGCUGCUGCGACCUCAUUCGGUGAGAGGUGAGAAUGAGGUCAUACAGAUCGACCCACCCCAGCACUGUUUAUCGGAGCCAUCACCAAAGUUGAUUGCAAAAUUUAGAUGGCCAACAAGCGAUGAAAGCUUUCGAUUGUAUUCCUACCGUCUGGUAGAAUGCAACUCUGAGAUUUUGGUGAUUGGCACAAAAUGGGAUGCGGUUUACUACUCAGUUUACAGGCUAGCUGAUCUUAUGCUGGGAAGGACUGUCCAUGUGACAUCCAUAGAUGGCAAUGCACUCUUCAUUGGUAGGAGGUCACUCUGUGUCAGCUCUAAGGCGUUCCCUACCAUUGUUCCUGACACCAUUGUCAUGCCAGACACCAAAAUCUAUCUUAGUCAAUACCACCUCAGUAAUGGCACAUUAUCACAAGCAACAGAUGGAGUAAUUGCAGAAGAAAAAGAUAUUCCAGGUCCUUAUAGCAUCAUGUGCCAUAUCAUAACCUGUUGCUCUCCUGCAUACUGGAACAAAGGGAAGAUAUCAUGUAAGGAGUUGCCCACAUGGAGGGUGAAGAAAAAAUUUCGUUUCGGGGCAUAAAUAGGUCACUGCACCAUGAUGGGUUACUGCCGCCUGGUUUCCCGACUGCUUUUAUAUCUAUCUAGUUAUAUUAUCGUUGUCUCUGAUAUAUGUUUUUUCUGCACUGUAAUAAGUUAUUAUAUUAUCGUUGUGUGUCUCUGAUAGAUGUUUUUAUGUAAUGUAAUAAAUUAAUAUAUUAUUAUCGUUGUGUGCC